GUGAUCAUGCGGCUGGUCGAGUUGAGGGCCGAUAUCAAUGCAACUGAUCGUGUUGGCAAGCCUUUGCGUGCCCUUUUCGGCAUUAAAGGACUGCAGUAUCGAUUUGGCAAGAGAACGAUGGUGACAAGGUGGGGAUACCAUUAUGGAGGUCAGACGCCGUUAAUGGCUGCU
Molecule: messenger RNA, 171 nt
Organism: Symbiodinium necroappetens
Lineage: Eukaryota; Dinophyceae; Suessiales; Symbiodiniaceae
Source: the annotation of a GenBank genome assembly